Molecule: messenger RNA, 3904 nt
Organism: Papilio machaon (common yellow swallowtail)
Lineage: Eukaryota; Metazoa; Arthropoda; Insecta; Lepidoptera; Papilionidae
Gene: iav
Exons: 24
Coding region: 38-3538 (1166 amino acids)
Biological process (GO): calcium ion import across plasma membrane
Cellular component (GO): membrane
Molecular function (GO): protein binding; calcium channel activity
Source: RefSeq, a predicted model, not a curated record
CAUAUAUCCAUAGCGGUGUUACUUACAAAAUAGCAAAAUGGGUACUGCAUUAAUCAAGCUAUUUUCACCGGGAGAUGUCCAAGCAAUGAGCUCGGUGCUCGAUCGAGUUAUAUCUCAACCUAGCACAGAAGAACACACUGUACUUUAUAAACUUGCUGAUUAUAAGAAAGGUGGUCUACUGCUAGAAACGUACACGAAAGGUGGUAUGAUAGCUGCAGAGAGACUGAUACGUGAAGAAUUCUCAGCCUACAUGUACGCAGGCGGUCGAGGCCGGGUAAUAAAUAGAGCUGAAUACUUACGCUGGAAGUUCAGGGAUCAAGAACAGGUAGUAUUACCGAUAGAAGCGUCUUUGUCUCCGUAUGACCCACUCGCCAAGUGGGAGGACCACAUGGCUUGCUGGCAGAUGAGCUACCGCGGCGCCCUCGGCGAAUCACUGCUGCAUUUAUUAAUUAUCUGUGAUACAAAGAUCCACACGCGACUAGCGAGGACUCUAGUCAAAUGUUUUCCGAAACUGUCAUUAGAUGUCGUAGAGGGCGAAGAGUAUUUGGGCGCCAGCGCUCUGCAUUUAGCAAUAGCGUACAGCAACAACGAACUCGUACAAGACUUAGUGGAGGCAGGCGCUGAUGUCAGCCAACGAGCUAUUGGUAGCUUCUUUUUGCCACGUGACCAACAGCGCGUCCCCCCGUCUCGCCACUCGAAUUACGAAGGCUUGGCUUACCUCGGCGAGUAUCCGCUCGCGUGGGCCGCUUGCUGCGCCAACGAGGCCGUGUACAAUCUACUCCUGGACUCCGGAGCUGAUCCCGACUCACAGGACUCUUUUGGAAAUAUGAUAUUACAUAUGGUGGUCGUUUGUGAUAAACUGGACAUGUUCGGGUACGCGCUACGUCAUCCAAAAGUCCCGGCUAGUAACGGCCGCGUCAACCACGCGGGUUUCACACCGUUAACCUUGGCAUGUCAGUUGGGCCGCGCCUCUGUCUUCCGAGAGAUGUUGGAGCUAUCAGCCAGAGAGUUCUGGAGAUAUUCCAACAUUACUUGCUCUGCUUACCCCCUUAACGCAUUAGACACUUUACUGCCUGAUGGAAAGACAAAUUGGAACUCGGCAUUAUUUAUAAUUUUAAACGGCACCAAACAAGAGCAUUUGAACAUGUUGGAUGGUGGCAUAAUUCAAAGGCUACUCGAAGAGAAAUGGAAGACGUUUGCUAGACAAAAGUUUCUGAAGCGUCUGAUGAUCUUCAUGUUGCAUCUUCUACUUCUUUCUGUAUCUGUAUACUUGAGACACAGCAGUAUUGAGGCAGAUGCUAACCCAAAUUGGGGGUUGGAGGUGACGGACGCUAGAGGCGGUAUACGACUGGCCAGCGAACUGGGCACCAUACUCAGUACAUUGUGCUAUAUAAUACUGCAGCAAGGCGAUGAAAUCAAGAACCAAGGUUUGGUUGCAUAUUUCAAACAAUUGAUCCACGAGCCUGCCAAGUUUAUAUUUCUGGCGUCCAAUUUGCUGCUCCUAGCGUGCAUACCUGCGCGACUAUCUCGUCAGAUGAUGGUGGAAGAGGCUAUACUCAUCUUCGUCCUGCCCGGAUCCUGGUUUCUACUUAUGUUCUUUGCCGGUGCGGUGAAGCUGACAGGUCCGUUCGUGACGAUGAUCUACAGCAUGAUAACAGGCGACAUGUUUACAUUUGGCAUCAUCUACAGCAUCGUGCUCUUCGGCUUCUCGCAGUCCUUCUACUUUCUCUACAAAGGUUUCCCGAAUGUCCAGUCAACUUUAUUCUCCAGUUUCCCAAGCACAUGGAUGGCGCUGUUCCAAAUAACUCUUGGCGAUUAUAGUUACACAGACCUGGGCAUGACAAUAUACCCGAAUUUGGCAAAGGCGGUUUUCGCGCUGUUCAUGGUGUUCGUACCUAUCCUGUUGCUGAAUAUGCUCAUCGCCAUGAUGGGUAACACUUACGCACACGUCAUCGAACAGUCCGAGAAGGAGUGGGUUAAGCAGUGGGCAAAGAUAGUUGUGGCGCUGGAACAAUCCGUGGCGCAAGAAGAUGCUCACCGUUACUUGCAAGAGUACUCUAUAGGUCUGGGCCCGUCAGACGACCCGCGAUACGAGCAGCGCGCAGUAAUGGUCAUCAAGAGUAAAGCCAAGACCCGUGCUAAGCAGAGAAAGGGAGCUCUUGCUAAUUGGAAGCGCGUUGGCAAAGUUACGAUCGCAGAGUUGAGAAAACGAGGCAUCAGCGGCGAAGAGUUGCGGAGAUUGAUGUGGGGUCGUGCCUCUAUCUCUACACCGACCAAAGCACCGUUAGCUAGAAGGGUACCACCGCCACCUGACUGCGUGGCGGCAGCAGAAGAGGUGCUGAACGGAGAAGUUGGCAAUGGAGUCGGAUCUGCUCUGUCGUCUGCUUUGAAUGUUAUGGCAUUCACUCACGAACUUGACCUUAAUGCAAAUGGUCAAGAUCAAAGUCAGACGCAAGCAACACCAGAUCUAUUAGUGAAUGGUAAAACAUCAAAUGUGAUUCCAUCACAAGUACAGUCAACGCCAAAUCAGUUAACGGUCCCUUCUAAUAUUGACCCAAAUGUCAGCUUGACGUUACCCGCUACUAAAAGUGACUUGGAAAUGAAGACAAAUACUACAGGCGCUAUGGGAGUAAAUGUACAUGUACCUACUGAUAUGCUACCUGGUCUAUCUGCACAAGGCCUUAGUUCUCAAAUACAAUCUAUACCAGUAAUACAACCCGUCACGGAGGAAGUAUUCAGAGAUUACCUAUUGGAGCUGGUUUUGUUGGCGGAAAAAACUGAUCCAAGCGAUCGUCAACUAAAGAGUUUGGCAGAACAGGCUGCAGACUUGGAGAAUGUACCUGUUAUAGACAUCAAUACCAGUACGGCAGCAAAAUCAACACGCAAGAUGGUGGCGGGCGCGGUGUCAGGACUGUUCGGAGUGGCGGCAGACGCGCCUGCGCCCGACGCCGGUUGGCGAAGGGAACGACAGGAACAGAGCGAUAGUGACCCCAUAUCAGAGUCCGUCCUGUUGGGUCGUGCGUCUCGCGCUAGACGCGCUCGCUCAGCGUCACGUCGCGCUGCUCCGCCCCCACCACACCUCUACGUACCGGCCAGAUCUAUGUACUUGGUGGCGUCUGAGAGCAGUGCUGUGGAAGACGAAGCACCAUGGGAAGAUCAGCCGAGUUCAGGAAAUACUUCGGCGAUGGGCGCUAGUCGCGAAGAAUCUGCUCGUAUGAGAGCCGCUCGUCCACUCUGUAUACAGCACGCCACAGGUCAAGCGCAAGUAGAACAUUCCUUAUUUGUUACAGGUGCUGGUAGUGGUGCUGAGGUGGAAAGUGCUGCUCCACCAUCCACAGCUCAAAAGAACGAGAAAAGGACGCGUCCUAAGACAGCUCGUCCACGACGUAAUAGAGUUUCGCCGGUGCCCGAAGCGAGCAGUCCACUGCAGCACUGGGCAACGGCGCCGCUCAACAAACUCUCUCGCUUCAUUCAUUCCGGCGGCUCCUUCACCUCUCUUACAUCGCACACCUCCAAUGAUAGCUCUACCAAAUAUUGACGUCAUUGUCUCAUGUUAUAAGCUAACAUGAAUACACGAUGGAAGAAGAUAAGAGGUCAGUAUGACUUUCGAGAUGAGUGAUGACGUAGCAGAAUAUUUAUAACAAUGCCAACUUUAGUAUUGCCAUGUCUAAAAUUACAUGUUUUACUGUACUGUCCUAGAUGUGUUAGUGGUGAUUAAAAAAAACUAAAACAGUGCCUUAUAAUUCAAUAAAAACGUACAAAGAAAUUGAUUUCAUCUUAUAAGAAGAGGUCAACAAUAUUAAUUACCACAACUGCGGUCGUUCGCGAACAUGAAGUUAGUCCUGAUUCUAUACAGUAGGUAUCCGGUGCCGAAACAAAGGACCAAAAAAUCUCAGUUUUCUGC